CCAAGUAUUGUCGUUUUCUGUGAUUUUAAGUCUAAGAAACUGUUGACUUUUUAGUGCCUGUGUUGAUUGUGUCAUUUCUACCAUCCGCGCACUAGCGUGAUAUUUAUAUAAGUGUGUCGGUUCAUUUCCGUUUUACAUUAUCGUUUCGUUGCAAAGUGAUGCGGGGGUCAGUGCGCUGGGUGUUGUGGGAUGUGAAGGACACCCUGUUAAAGGUCCGUCGCUCGGUUGGGGAGCAGUACUGUACAGAAGCAGAGCGAGCCGGGCUGAAACUGCCAGCCGCACAGGUAGAAACCGCUUUCAGACAGGCUUACCGACAGCGAUCGCAUCUCUUUCCCAACUAUGGCAGAGCUCAGGGAAUGAAUAGCCAGAACUGGUGGACUGGACUUGUGAAAGACACUUUUGCACACUGUGGGGUCACUGACCCAGCUGUACUGGAUAGACUGGCCAGCAACCUUUAUCAUAACUUCUGCGGAGCAGAAAACUGGGAGGUGUUUUCAGAUUCUAAUGGCACCCUGAAGUCCUGCAGCUCUUUGGGGUUGAAGCAAGGAAUUGUCUCUAACUUUGAUAAGCGUUUGGAAGGCAUCCUGAGGGAAUGUGGACUCCUCGCUCACUUCUCCUUUCAUUUGACAUCAGAGGAAGCUGGGGUGGCUAAACCAGACCCUGCUAUUUUUUCCCAGGCUCUGGUGCGCUGUGCCGUGCCAGCCUCCAGUGUAGCCUAUGUCGGGGACCAUUACGUGAAUGACUACCUGACCUCACGCUCACUGGGCAUUCAAGGUUUUCUGCUUGACAGACAAAAUCGUCAUGGACACCUUGAUAUCCCCCCUCAGCAUAGACUACAGAGCCUAAAUGAAUUACCAGCACGACUGCAACAGGAAAUAGACUGAGUGCUGUGACUGUUAAAUAUGUAAUGUGACGCUGUACCACAAAACCAGUCAUAAGUACAGGUUUAUUUGUACUGUAGCAAAAGCCAAAAAUAAACCUUAUGGGUCAAAAAAAAAAUUUAACGCCAAAAAUCAGUAAUGAUCAUGUUCCAUGAAGAUAUUUAGUAAAUUUUCUAUCAAAACUGUAUUUAUUAUUAGAAAUAUGUGUUGCUAAGGACUUUGUUUGGACAAUAAAAGGAGAUUUUCUCAAUAUUUAGAUU
This is a messenger RNA of Misgurnus anguillicaudatus (oriental weatherfish), 1141 nucleotides long. RefSeq names its product haloacid dehalogenase-like hydrolase domain containing 3 (gene hdhd3). Gene Ontology annotation, cellular component: nucleus. The record is from RefSeq and is a predicted model, not a curated record. Lineage: Eukaryota; Metazoa; Chordata; Actinopteri; Cypriniformes; Cobitidae.